Hordeum vulgare subsp. vulgare (domesticated barley) is the source of this 1365-nucleotide messenger RNA. Its product is annotated as ribosome production factor 1-like. Gene Ontology annotation, molecular function: rRNA primary transcript binding. The coding region runs from base 98 to 1168 and encodes 356 amino acids. Gene Ontology annotation, biological process: maturation of 5.8S rRNA; maturation of LSU-rRNA. The transcript has 11 exons. The record is from RefSeq and is a predicted model, not a curated record. NCBI's taxonomy places the organism in Eukaryota, Viridiplantae, Streptophyta, Magnoliopsida, Poales, Poaceae. Gene Ontology annotation, cellular component: nucleolus; preribosome, large subunit precursor.
CCUCACAAACCCAACCACGCUCCGCCGCCGCGGUGCCCUAACGCUUAAACCCAUCCCCCGCGCACAACCUUCAACGGCGGCGGCGAAGGCGAAGGCGAUGGCGAGGGAGGACAGGAAGCGGAGGCAGCCCGACGGCGACGAGGCGGCGGACGAUGGCGAUAGGCGGGGGCGGAGGGACAAGAGGCCCAAGGAGGAGAAGCCGGCGCCGCCGCUGCCGUCGGAGAUCAGGAACAAGGAGAAGCGCAGCGAGGUGUACGCCAAGCUCAUGCGCGAGAAGAAGGCCCAGAAGCGCAGGCUCGGCCGAGAGCGCGGCCAGGCCGCCCAGCGCGCCGCCGAGCUCGGCGAGGAGGUGCCGGAGAAGCAGGUGCCCCGGACGAUCGAGAACACCAGGGAGCCCGACGAGACCGUCUGCCGGCCUGACGACCAGGAGCUGUUUGCAGGGAAUGAUGCUGAUGAAUUCAAUGCAGUGCUUAAACAAGUAGUAACCCCGAAAGUACUGAUUACCACGUGUCGCUUCAAUUCAGGCAGGGGACCUGCUUUUAUCAAGGAGUUAAUGCAAGUGAUUCCAAAUGCUCAAUAUGUUAAUAGAGGAACUUAUGACCUCAAGAAAAUUGUGGAAUAUGCAAAUAACAGAGAGUUCACUUCAGUCAUGGUUGUCCACACAAAUCGAAGGGAACCUGAUGCGCUGCUGAUCAUCAACCUACCUGAGGGCCCUACUGCACAUUUUAAGCUAUCCAAGCUCGUUCUGCGGAAGGAUAUAAAGAACCAUGGGAACCCUACAAGUCAUAAGCCAGAGUUGGUGUUGAACAAUUUCACUACGCGCCUUGGUCAUCGUGUUGGGAGGAUGAUACAAUCUCUUUUCCCUCAAGACCCAAAUUUCCGCGGCCGACGAGUUGUGACCUUCCAUAACCAGCGAGACUAUAUAUUUUUCCGUCAUCACAGGUACAUCUUUGAGGAGAAAGAAAAGAAAAUUGUUUCGAAGGACAAGAAAUCGAAGGGUGAAACCAAAACUGAGAAGCAAGUGAACUGUCGCCUUCAGGAAUGUGGCCCUCGCUUCACUCUGAAGCUGCAAACCUUGCAACACGGGACCUUCGACACGAAAAGCGGGGAGUACGAGUGGGUUCACAAGCCCGACCUGGACACGAGCAGGAGAAGGUUUUUCCUGUGAUUUUGCGCUUCACCCACACAAAGUUCUGUCUCUGUUCCGUUUCGUUCCCCGGGAAAUUUACUUGUUGUAGAGUAGUAUUAUCAUGCUCGAGUCCUUGGACAGUGUAACAACAAGGCGCUCGACAUACCCGAAUCGAACCCCUGAUUCGAAGCGAUUUCGCCUACCCGUCAAACCAAACGAGCCCAUCAGUUUUUUGA